GGGCUCGGCGGCGCCGGCGGAACCAUGGCAACCGCCCAGGGAGGUGGGACCGGGCCGUGGGAGGAGCUGGAGCAGGAGGAAGAAGAAGAAGAGGCUUUCUGCGCUGCCCGAGGGAGCAUUGCUGAGGGCUCUGAUGGAGCCACAGCUGGUGCCACGAUGACCUUCAGCGCACAGAAGUGCGGGAUCUGCUUCCAGCCCCCAUCCAUCAUCCUCAUCUACAGAGACCACGGCCAGGACAAGACUCGCCAGCGCAUCAUGCCCAUCAGGAAUUUCUCCAGGUUCUCAGACUGCAGCAGGGCUGCUGAGCAGCUGAAGAACAACCCUCGGCACAAGGCCUACCUGGAAGGGGUCUCACUGCGUCAGCUCCAGAAGCUCUACAGUUUGCUGAGAGGUCAUUUGGAAGGACACAGCCUGGCUGAGAGCUUGGAAAAGUUUCGGCAGGAAGAGACCAUUGACCCAGAGGAGGAUAUGAACAAAUUGGAUGAUAAGGAACUGGCCAAAAGGAAGAGCAUCAUGGAUGAGCUCUUCGAAAAGAACAGGAAGAAGAAAGAUGACCCUGACUUUGUUUACAACGUUGAGGUGGAGUUCCCACAGGAUGAGCAGCUGGAGUCCUGUACUUGGGACAUGGAGUCAGAUGAAGAAAUCUGAUUCCAGACAAAGAUGGGCAGGGUAGAGACAAAUCUCAGUAGGCCAGCAAGAGAGAACAGUGUCUUCAUAUGUGUUUUGUCCCUUGUUGGCUCAGGAGAACCUGAGGUGCCACAGCAAUCCCAGGGUUAAGUGAGCUUUGUUUAAGAAGCCAGACUUGAUUAAAUGGAAACUGGGUAGCUGGGAUUGUUGGCUGGUUUUAGUCUUUUCCUACAUAAAAUAAUUUUAAAUGAUUUAAUCUUUCAAUUUUUUACAUUUCAGUGAGUUUUGGCUGAAAAUGAAGCAUUAAAUAUUCAUGUCCUGAGGACACUGUUAAAGCUGUAUUGUACAAAUAGUGUGAUUAUUAUUGCCUACUGGGAAGUUAAAUAUGUAUCAGUCAUUCUGGAUAAAUCAACUUUGCAUUGAGAA
This is a messenger RNA of Cyanistes caeruleus (blue tit), 1053 nucleotides long. It is a transcript of the gene CEP19, whose product is annotated as centrosomal protein 19. The record is from RefSeq and is a predicted model, not a curated record. Gene Ontology annotation, cellular component: ciliary basal body; centriole; spindle pole. NCBI's taxonomy places the organism in Eukaryota, Metazoa, Chordata, Aves, Passeriformes, Paridae. Gene Ontology annotation, biological process: microtubule anchoring at centrosome; trans-Golgi to periciliary membrane compartment transport.